Panicum virgatum (switchgrass) is the source of this 925-nucleotide messenger RNA. Its product is annotated as kafirin PSKR2-like. The record is from RefSeq and is a predicted model, not a curated record. The transcript is spliced from 2 exons. Bases 52 to 834 code for a protein of 260 amino acids. NCBI's taxonomy places the organism in Eukaryota, Viridiplantae, Streptophyta, Magnoliopsida, Poales, Poaceae. Gene Ontology annotation, molecular function: nutrient reservoir activity.
UAGAAUCUAGCAACUUAGAAAUUGAAACCCAUAUAGUACCUCUUAGCAAGCAUGGCAACAAAGAUAUUUGCCCUCCUUGCACUCCUUGCUCUCUCUGUGAGUGCUACCACCGCGGUAAUUAUUCCGCAGUACUCACUAGCCGCCUCCGCUGCCACUAUUCCACAGUACCUCUCACCUAUCGCAGCCGUCGGAUAUGAGCACCCGAUUGUGCAGUCCAACAGGCUUCAACAUGCACUUGCUGCUAGCAUCCUACAAUCACAGGCAAUUGUCCUACAACAACAGUCUGCCUUACUGCAGCAGCAAUCUUUGGCCCAUCUGACAGUACAGAGCACCAUGGCACAACAACAACAACGCGUUCUUUCACCGUUCAGCCAGCUAGCUCGGCAGAACCCCGCCGCUUACUUGCAGCAACAGAUGUUGCUCCCAUUCAACCAACUAGCCGCCGUGAACUCCGCUGCUUACUCACAGCAGCAACUGCUUCCAUUCAACCAACUAGCUGUUGCGAACUCUGUCGCCUUCUCGCAGCAGCUGUUCAACCCAUUUGCUGUGGCUCAACCCGCCGCCUUCUGGCAGCAACAGCAGCUACAACAGAUGUUGCUCCCAUUCAACCAACUAGCCGCCGUGAACUCCGCUGCUUACUCACAGCAGCAACUGCUUCCAUUCAACCAACUAGCUGUUGCGAACUCUGUCGCCUUCUCGCAGCAGCUGUUCAACCCAUUUGCUGUGGCUCAACCCGCCGCCUUCUGGCAGCAACAGCAGCUAGUCAACCAACUGGCUUUGACGAGUUCUGCAGCCUUCUUCCAGCGACCCAUCGUUGGUUCUACCAUCUUCUGAAUUCCAUAUGAGUUGUACUUCUAUAAUAACAUUUUCAUGCCGACUUGUGUAACUCCUCGGAAAUAAAGUAAUAAUUGAGACUCUAAACUCC